AUGGAAGACAUUAUUUCAAAUUUUAGACAAUUUUGUGACAAAUUAAGAUUACUUAGAGCUAAUUUCAUGAAUUCAAUUUGUUCAAACAGUUGGAUAGCAUUCAUGUUUUCAGCCAUCAAAGAGAAAAUCACAGAAGUAUCAACAACUGACUUUGAACAGGAAAUAUUGACCUAUAUUCAACAAUGGAAAGAACAAAUUAUUUAUUCGUAUAUGGAAAUUUAUUUUUGUGGCGAUUCUUCUCACGAAAUGUUCAAUACUCUUAAAUCACAGGUUGAUUAUUUUGUGUUUGAAAAUUUAGCCAAGAUUAGAAUAAGUCAAAUUUUCGAUAUCGUUAUUGAUUUCCCAAAUAGCCAACAAGCAAUAACGGAUUUAAAGGACUGUUUAAAUCAUUGUGGAAUGCAUAAUGAGCUUGUUAAAGAACUAAGUAAGGGUGUAAAAUCUAGAUUACUUUUAGCGAGUGUAGAAACCAAGAAUAUUAUAAUGGCUUUUAUUAGAAUAAUCAAAUCUCUUCUCAUAAUUGAUCCAACUGGGAUUUCGUUAGAAAGCGUAUCAUUCCAUAUCAAGGAAUACUUACGUGAAAAACGUCCAGAUGCUGUCAGAUGUAUAAUUAAUGAAAUGACCGAUGAACAAAAUGAUUCUGCUCUUUACCGUGAAUUGUUGACCUCAGAACCACAAAGCAGUUUAGAUUACGAUUCGGAUGAUGCAAGUGAGAAUUGGAAUCCAAAACCUAUUCAUCCUUCUUCAUCUAAAUCUAAAAUGGAGAAACCUGAUAUUAUCAAAAUAUUCAUAGAAAUGUACAGAGGAAAUAAGGAAAUAUUUGUUAAUGAAUAUAGAAUGAUACUGGCUGAGUCACUUUUGAAGAAUGAAACCUAUGAUACCAAUAACGAAGCCAAGAUGGCUGAAUUGUUGAAAAUUAGGUUUGGUGAUAAGAAUAUGCAAAAUUGUGAAAUUAUGCUGAAAGAUAUUUCCGAUUCCAAAUUCCUUAACUCUGGCAUUCAAUCUAGACUUGCAAAUAGAAGUGAUUACAUUGAACUUUCUAACAGUCAAAUUGCUGAAAUUUCAAUUCAAGCAGACUCCCAAAUUCCAAGUGUGUUCAUGCUAUCUAAGAAUUAUUGGCCUCAGGUAGUAUUCAAUCAAGGUGCACCUCCUGGACAGCAAUUGAUGACUGAUGAAAACAAGCCUACAAUCCUAUUGCAUCCAUUUAUUGAACAAUUAAUGGAAGAAUAUGCAAAUCAAUAUAAUGCUAUUAAGGCCCCUAGAAAAUUAUUAUGGGAAAAGCAAAUGGGUUCAAUAGAUUUUGAUAUUGAAAUUGGAGGUGAAGAGCUAGAGCUCACCAACAUUCAUCCUGUUGCUGCAUCUAUUCUAUUCCACUUCUCUGAUAGAAAUGUUUGGACUAUGGAUGAAAUAAUGGAAAUGAUGAAGAUUGACGAUAAAACAUUCCAAAAACGUAUUAAUACUUGGGUAAAGAGAGGAAUUAUUAUAGAUGAGGGAAAUAAGACGUACAGAUUAGUGGAUAGUCUGACUUCUGCCGCCACUGAACAAGGAGAAGAUGAAAACAUGGAAGAGAUGACAACUGCUCAAAGUCAAGAAGAAGAACUCAGAGUUUAUCAAGAUAUUAUCAUUAAUAUGAUUGAAAACUUUGAUAGCAUGCCACUUGCCAAAAUUCAUAACAUGUUGGCAAUGUUUGCUCUUGAUCCUUUACCUCCAUUCGACAAAUCACUUUCUGAACUGAGUUCAUUCUUGAAUAUCCUUGUAAAGGAAGAAGUUCUGGAAUGCGACGGGGGAGAAUAUAAAAUCAAAAGAUGA
Messenger RNA from Naegleria gruberi, 1806 nucleotides. RefSeq lists its product as uncharacterized. Gene Ontology annotation, molecular function: ubiquitin protein ligase binding. Gene Ontology annotation, biological process: ubiquitin-dependent protein catabolic process. The record is from RefSeq and is a predicted model, not a curated record. Lineage: Eukaryota; Heterolobosea; Eutetramitea; Acrasida; Naegleriidae. The transcript has a single exon. Gene Ontology annotation, cellular component: anaphase-promoting complex. Bases 1 to 1806 code for a protein of 601 amino acids.